Messenger RNA from Sclerotinia borealis F-4128, 1467 nucleotides. The record is from the annotation of a GenBank genome assembly. NCBI's taxonomy places the organism in Eukaryota, Fungi, Ascomycota, Leotiomycetes, Helotiales, Sclerotiniaceae.
AUGGCCUCUGAUGUCCCACGAGUAUCAAUACUCGAAUUGUAUCUUGGACCUAGGUUUACAGAAGAUGAGAGUAGGUACUUUAGAUACUUUUGCGAGAAAGUUGCGGCAGGAAUAGCAGGGCCACUCCCCACGGGUGUAUGGUCUGAGAUUAUUCCUCAAGUAUGUGAAAUAGAACCAUACAUAGCACACGGCUUAGUAGCUCUGGGCGCCUUUAGCAAGCAUCGCAAAGAGAUAGUUAAUGGAAGUGGAUCAUCAAGCACCUACAAACACCUCGAUUACGCUUUAAAGGAAUAUGGGAAAAGUCUUCAAGGAAUGCAGAGAGCCAUUGAUAAAAGUGCAGGCCGGAGCCCCAGAACUGCUUUGAUUGCAUGUUUACUGGUUUUCUGUAUCGAAAGCAUACAGGGACGACAAGCAUCAGCUUCCAUACACGCAACGAAUGGUAUCAUGAUGCUCUAUGAUUUCUACGGAUCAUCCGCGGAAGGCUGCGAUUUUAGCAAGCAAGGUUCUAUUGGACCAGAACUUCGAACAGCGUUCACGGACUUAGACUUACAGGUCCUAUACUUUCUUGAUAUUCGCCCUGCUGUUCAUCACGUCAUGGUCAAAGAACGGCUCAAUCACUACAACCUUCGUGACGGAUUGCUUUCAAGUUUUCAAAACAUAAAGGAUUGUUACGAGUACUUACAAGCGAUCAUGAGACGGAAUCUUCAUUUCAUCGAUCAAGCCAGAAAAUCACUACUGGAUCCCCAUUUUCAAGAGCAAUCAGGAACCUUCUCACCCAAAGCCUGGGAAGAUGCUGCAGAUCUCCGACAAAACAACAAUCCAUGGUCACAGGUGGACGGACACGAGGCUCAUUUUCCACCCGAGAUAUUACAUGAACGCGAUACCUACCUAGCCGACAUGAUCCGUUGGGAAGAAGCCUCUGAAGAUAUCUUCCAAAAAUGCAUGGCUUCUCCCCAUCACAGCGAAGAUUUUCUCAGCGCUGCACUCCUCAAAGCACAUUCUGCCGCAAGUACCAUCCGAAUGCACGGAUCAUUCUACAUGGAUGAAAUCCAAUACGAUCAACUCGAGCCCUAUUUCCACACCAUCAUCACCUACUGUACACUUCUCCGCCCUCAUUAUUCAGCCUCGUCUUAUCAUACCAAUCUAGGGAUCCUAAUGCCACUAUUCGAAGUGGGCAUACAUUGCCGCAACAAACUGCUACGAGAUCAAGCAAUCACCAUGACAUUUGUGCAUAAAGAAUACAGGGAAGGGGUAUGGGAUAGUUACGUGGGUGGAUUGAUCUGUAAGUGGAUUAGAGACCUGGAAGAACCGUGGCGAGAUGCAAAGGGUCACAUACCUCAAGAUCGGAGGGCCAAAAUUGCAGGGCUCAACGUCGUGGUGGAGAAACGAAGAGCCCAGAUGUUUUGUACGCAGAGAGCGGGGCCGGGCUUGGGAAGUGUCACGAAAGAUAUCAUUGUUACUUGGUGA